CUCAGUGACAAAAUAGUAUAUAUAUACUUAGCAUAGAAUAAAAACAAAUGUUGUGAAUAAAAGUGUACUUAAAGUGAAUCAAAGUGAUACAAAAUGAGGACCGGAAGUGACGAAAAAGAUCCUGAGAAGGAGAAACUAAACCCGAAUAGAUGGUUGCAGCCCAGGCCGAGUCAACAGUUUAACGUUAUCCGUCGAGUAUACCAGCAGGAUGCCCUCAACAAGGAUGCUGACUACCAGGUCCCAGAGAAACCACUGGCAUAUCGAUGUAAAAGAGUUGUGCAGAACUGUGGUUUCGGCGAAUGUCUGCUCAACUCUGUACCGAUUACGAAAUGGUUGCCGCGGUAUGACAUGAAGAAAGACUUGGUCGGUGACCUGGUAGCCGGAGCCACUACCGCUGUCAUGCACAUACCCCAAGGUAUGGCGUACGCGAUGUUAGCUGAAGUACCUCCAAUAGUCGGUCUGUACAUGGCGUUUUUCCCUGUACUCGUUUAUGUGAUAUUUGGCACGUCUCCCCAUGUUUCAAUGGGAACAUUUGCAGUCGCCUGCCUCAUGGCGGGGAAGGUGGUCACACAACAUGCCUCCCAUCCGGAUCUGACGCACGCUCUUAACGUCACAUCUCCUGAAGGGCCACCUCUGAUGAUAGGAACAUAUUCACCAUUAGAAAUACUCAGUAUACUGUCCCUAACCAUAGGCUUGAUGCAAGUUAUAAUGUGGAUGCUAAGAUUGGGCGCGGUUUCCACCCUCCUAUCCGAGCCCCUGGUCUCAGGGUUCACCACGGCCGCCUCCUUCCAUGUCCUCAGCUCCCAACUUAAAGACCUUCUGGGGGUCAGACUACCGAAACUGGGGUCCAACUAUAAAGUCGUUCUCACGGUUAUAGAAAUAGGCAAGAACAUACCGAACGCUAACUGGAUCGCCUUCGGUAUAUCAGCGGCUAGUUGCACCAUCAUUUUCUUGAAUAACGAAGUUCUCAAGCCAUGGGUAAGUAAGAGAAGUCGCGUACCGGUUCCGAUUGAGUUACUGGCCAUCGUCAUCGGAACCCUCGCCUCGAAGUACGGCAAUCUUAAGGAGAACUUCGGAAUUUCACUAGUCGGAACCAUUCCUACUGGGCUUCCCGAGCCGAAGAUUCCCCCCAUGGAAAUGAUGCCCACGAUCGCCAUCGACGCGUUCACCAUCACCAUCGUGACGUACACCAUAUCCAUGUCCAUGGCGCUGAUCUUCGCCAACAAGGAGAAGUACGAGGUCGACGCCAACCAGGAACUUCUUGCGCUGGGUGCCAGUAAUGUCUUCGGCUCGUUUUUCUGUUGCGCUCCGCUCUGCGCCAGUCUCUCGAGAUCUUACAUCCAAUAUCAGGCCGGCAGCAAGACUGGUGUGACGUCGUUGGUGAGCGCGUCCUUGAUAUUGUGCGUGCUGCUGUGGGUGGGUCCGUUCUUCGAGCUGCUGCCGCGCUGCGUGCUGGCCUCCAUCAUCGCCGUCUCCCUCAAGGGGAUGUUCAUGCAGGUCAAGGAACUUGCCAAGUUCUGGAAGUUGAGCAAGCUGGAUGCUGUGGUUUGGCUGGUGACGUUCUUGACCACCGUGCUGAUUAAUAUCGACAUUGGCCUGGCAGCUGGUCUAGUGGCGAGUGUCGGGACACUCUUCUGUCGCUCUCAGAAGCCCUACACGUGUCUGCUUGGUCGCGUCCUUGACACCGACCUGUAUCUAGACAUCAAGAGGUACCGAGCUGCUGAAGAAAUUCCCGGCAUCAAAAUAUUCCACUACUGCGGCGGUCUCAACUUCGCCAGUAAGAACUUAUUCCGGUCGACUCUGUUCCGUAAGAUCGGUUACUUGAAGCAGCAGGGCGAUGAUGACAGCAGUAUAUCAAAAAGCGAAUCUUUCGAAUGGGACUCGAAUAUUAGCAAUAAGGUACAAUGCGUAAUAAUAGACGCAACAGCGUUGUCGUACGUGGACGCUCCCGGUAUCAAGAGUCUAGUGGCCGCACAGAGGGAACUAGUGGCCAACGACAUCACCGUCCUACUUGCAGGGGCUAAUGGUCCGGUACUAGAAAUGAUAGAACGCUACAACUCCCUAGAAUCAGAACAACUACAAUUAGACACAUUUCCAACUGUUCACGACGCGGUGGUGUACUACAAAAUGUUGGAAGCAAAGAAAGAUACAUCUAUCACUAUUCAAAAGUGAAGAUUAGAAAGAGAUGAAAGUAUAUCAUAAUGGACUACAUCGGCUGUAUAAUGUUAUAUAGCGAUCGAAGAAUCCUUUUAGUGAGCUGUAGUGAAUUCUUAGACAUAGCCAUAGUGGAUUGUGAGCCAAAAUGUAUGAUAGUGAAUUCUGAGCCAUAAUAAACUGUGGUGAACCGUACUUAUUGCGUAGGAAAAACAAAGUCGACAAAAUCGAAAUAAAAUUAUUCGAUAAAUAAUAUUAAAUUAAUUAUCCGAAAAGCUAAACGAAAUAAAAUAUUUUUUUUUGCGUGUCAGAUUGUAUUAAAGCGGAUCAAAUGACUAAUCGAAUUCUUGAAAUCUGUUCUAUACAUUUUGUUUUGUAUUUCAAAGAAGAAAUAUUGAUUAAAAAAUAUAUUUUAUAACUUGACCUAA
Melitaea cinxia (Glanville fritillary) is the source of this 2582-nucleotide messenger RNA. It is a transcript of the gene Prestin, whose product is annotated as prestin. Gene Ontology annotation, cellular component: membrane. Gene Ontology annotation, biological process: transmembrane transport. The record is from RefSeq and is a predicted model, not a curated record. Bases 94 to 2172 code for a protein of 692 amino acids. Lineage: Eukaryota; Metazoa; Arthropoda; Insecta; Lepidoptera; Nymphalidae. The transcript is spliced from 17 exons. Gene Ontology annotation, molecular function: chloride transmembrane transporter activity; sulfate transmembrane transporter activity; oxalate transmembrane transporter activity.